This is a messenger RNA of Hyaloscypha bicolor E, 1789 nucleotides long. RefSeq names its product MFS multidrug transporter-like protein. The coding region runs from base 51 to 1625 and encodes 524 amino acids. NCBI's taxonomy places the organism in Eukaryota, Fungi, Ascomycota, Leotiomycetes, Helotiales, Hyaloscyphaceae. Gene Ontology annotation, molecular function: transmembrane transporter activity. The record is from RefSeq and is a predicted model, not a curated record. Gene Ontology annotation, biological process: transmembrane transport. The transcript is spliced from 6 exons.
CCUCAUUUUCAGAGGCAGACACCUCGCCUUCAACCUCCAGACCCGACUACAUGGGACUGGAUCUUGAAAAGCAAGAGAGCGCCAAAGACGAGCCCAACCGAUCUGCAAUAGCUUCUACCCCGUCAAACCCCAACAGCAUAUCCCGUGCCCGCAUAACGAGAAUUCAAACACUCACCCGAAGGGCUUCUAAUCGCGGACGUUUCACACAUCCUUUAGCUCACGUCAAGACUACCGAUGCACAGAUUGUUGACUUCGAUGGCGACGAUGAUCCCUAUCGUCCGAUUAAUUGGCCGUUUAGGAAGAAGUUGAUUACAACUUUGCUGUAUGGACUGACGGCGAUGGGAAGCACGUGGGCGAGCAGUGUUUAUGCACCAGCAAUCGGUCAGAUUUCGGGUCAGUUUCAUGUAGGAGAGGAGGUGGGAUUGCUUGGAUUGAGCUUCUUAUUAAUGGGUUUCGGGUUGGGACCUUUGCUGUGGGCGCCUUUGAGUGAGCUGAGACCCGCAGUUUUGGUGCCAUAUUUCAUUGCCGCUUGCUUCUCUUUCGGAACUGCGACAGCAAAAGAUAUUCAAACCGUUUUGAUCACCAGGUUCUUCGCGGGGUUAUUUGGCUCGGCUCCAGUCACGAACACUGGUGGGGUGCUUGGAGAUAUUUGGUCUCCUUCACAGAGAGGGACAGCCAUUGUUGGAUAUUCAUUUGCUGUUAUUGGUGGCCCUACUCUUGGACCUAUCGCCGGAGGUGCCAUCGUUUCAAGCUAUCUAAGGUGGAGAUGGACCGAAUAUAUCACAGGAAUUAUGAUGAUGUUCUUUCUGCUUUUAGAUGUACUAAUACUCGACGAAUCUUACCCUCCUGUUUUGCUGGUCAACAAAGCUCGUCGGUUAAGGCAUGAAACAGGGAACUGGGCAUUGCACGCUCGACACGAGGAGUGGGAUGUCAGCUUAAAAGAAAUGGCCAACAAGUUCGGAAAGACGCCCUUCCGGCUCUUUGCAACACCCAUCUGUUUCUUGGUUGCACUCUACGCUUCCUUCGUCUACGGAAUUCUGUACCUAAGUUUAGCAGCAGUACCAAUUCAAUUCACAGAAGACCGAGGAUGGGGCCCCGUCACCUCGGAACUUCCCUUCCUAGCCCUCCUACUCGGAGUAAUCAUGGGUGGUCUAGCAAACAUCUACAACAAUAAAUUCUACAUCAAGAUAUUCCAGGCAAACAACAACAAAGCCGUCCCCGAAGCCCGCCUCCCACCAAUGAUGAUCGGCUCCCUUUUUUUCUCGGGCGGGCUCUUCAUCUUCGGCUGGACCUCCUCCAAAUCUAUCCACUGGAUCGCGCCCAUGAUCGGGUUCGUCUGCAUGGGCUUCGGCUUUUCUACUAUCUUCCAGGCGGCGCUCAACUACCUCAUCGACACGUUCCAGAAAUUCUCGGCCUCAGCUGUCGCUGCCACUACUUUCCUGAGAAGUGUGUUUGCUGCGGCGUUCCCGAUGUUUGUUAAUCCGAUGUUCCAUAACUUAGGGAUUCCUUGGGCGAGCAGUAUUCUGGGAUUCAUAGCUGCGGCGUUGAUUCCGAUUCGGUAUUUGUUUUAUAUUUAUGGCCCGAUGAUUAGGAAGAAGGGGAAGUCUACGGCUCAGGUCAUGUAAUAGUUGGAGAUUGAGAGAUUUGGAUACCCAUAGAUUUUGAUUUGUAGAGAAAUUUUCCAUAGUUGCUUCCGAGUUUGGAAGAAUGAGUUCUUGGUGAGGUGCAGAUCACCAUUCUAGACUGACCAAGACCUGCGACUUCCUAGAUCAAGAGAAACUAAUCCCCG